Molecule: messenger RNA, 2646 nt
Organism: Panonychus citri (citrus red mite)
Lineage: Eukaryota; Metazoa; Arthropoda; Arachnida; Trombidiformes; Tetranychidae
Exons: 2
Coding region: 814-1623 (269 amino acids)
Source: RefSeq, a predicted model, not a curated record
UGCGAAGUGUCUUUUUAAUUCACUUUUUAGUUUACAAUUAAUUUUCUUCAACAAUUUCUACCUUUCAAUCGAUCUUUAAAUUUCAUUCUUCGACUAAUUUAAUUGUUCACUUACUCAUCUAAAUAUUUACUUUGUUAAAUUGAUCAUUUCUUUCAUCUUUCACUCGUUUUGGUUUGCAGAUUAAAAAGACUCUCAACAUUUUCUGUGUUCCAAUUGUUAACAAUUGUGUUUCUCUCCUUAACUUUCAUCUCUCAUUUUCCCUCCAUUAACAAGCAACAGAAAAGAACCAGCUAUAUCUGUAUGAAUCUCUAAAACCUACCUUUCUAUUCUGGUUACAUCUUGUUUCUUUCUUUCUUCUUUCUCUCUCUUUCUCCUCUCCAGUGAAUUUUUUUUUGCCUGGUUGGCGGUAAUUUAAUGGUGAUACUUGUCGAAUUGGAAUUAUCCUGUUGCUGAUUGUGUGUUUUCUCCUUCAUCUUGACCAUUGAUUGAUUGUUUCCAUCUUCCUUUUUCCCUCUCUCUCUUUCUCUAUCUGUCUCUUACAAUCAACACUUUGAUUUGUUUCAAUAUCUUCUAAGCCAUUUGGAUGUAGCCCUAUUGCUUUUCUCCAUCCUCAUCAUCACACCCAAGGGUUCAUUACCUUGGUAUCAAAACCUAAGACAUUUAACUGGGAAGGAAAAGUAAAUCUCACCAAUUGAGUGAAUCUUUGGAGAAAACAGAAAAAGACUUCACCUUUUUAACCAGAAACUGCAUAUUGUUUACUUCUAAUUGUUCCUGCUAAUUAGCAAAUUUAUAAUCAAUUUUAUCUUCUUCACCAUGUCUGCCAGAUUUUUUAAAAUUGUUUUGCUUGUAGAUAAUCUUCUGCUUAUUCUUCUGACCAUUUUGGGUAUUGCUCUGAGCAUUCUGCUCAUCGGGCCCCAGUUAAUAACUGAGUUCAGCGUAGCACUGGGCGUGCUGAGCUUUUCUUAUGUGGUCACUGGAUUUUUCUUCGUUAUGGCGAGUUUUUGUUUCAUUGGAAUCGUUUACAGUCAUCUUGUUUGUCUCCAUUUCACUGCUGCUUUGAUUCUUUGUGCACCACUGGCCCUUUCUGUUUGGCUUGUGGUCAAGGAAUUCUUAUAUUCCAGCCAAAUCAAUUAUUAUAUUGUUGGUGUUUCUAUUAUCUAUGGCAUUUUAUGGUUCGUCCAAGUGAUCUGUGAACUUUGCUUGGGUUGCUACAUUUGCUGUCGACCAGAAUCUCUUGAUGAGGUUGACAAGGAGAAAGGUGAAAUGAAGAAACUUGGAAAUGAAGAUGGAACAGAAGAAGAAAAAGAGAAACUUGUCCUCACCGGAAAUGAGCCCAUUCCUCCAAAAAGAACAACAACCUUAGAAGGUGUUAAAGAAGAAGAAAAUGAACCUAAUCCAGAGGAAGAAGAUGAUAUUCCUGAAGAAGAUGAACAAGAUUACAGAGAUAACCUCAGUCCAGGAGAUCGUUUAGGAUUACGUGGAACAGGAUUUCAUGAUCAUGAUGUGAGACCGAUCGAUGAAGAUGCUGAGAUAUCACCAUCCCCACCAGGAGGUAAACCAGGACACCCAACAGAAUUACCUCUUGAAACAAUACCGGAGGAGAGACAACGGUUAUUGGCGUAAGUUGUAUUGUGCUAAAUGUUAAAUGUCCAUUGGCUACUCCUGAGGAUACAAGAGUGUGAUUUUCGUUACAUCUUUGCUGCAAACAAACACACAAAAAAAGUGAUCGCAUCUAAUAGUUACUGUAUCAGCUAGAAUCCAAAAAAAAAAUCAUUAACUUUUAAUCAAUCAACAAAAUACUCUCAGUUGAAUCUUCCAGUAUUGGACAUCUCAAAGUACUCAUUAGAGUAAAAUCAAAUCAAAAAGCCGAUCACCAAUGCCGAUUCUUGCUCAAUUGUUGAAUCAUAUUAUUGGCCUAAAUUGAUUGUAAUUUAUAAAACUUGUUAAACUUCUACAUCAACAUCAACAUCAUGAGAAUCAUGACAAAAUUUUUCUUUCAUCAUCUUUAAUUUCCUUUCAUUUUGAUUAAUUUCUCAUGAUCAUUCCUCAUCCACCAUGUGUGUUCACCAAAGGAUCUACCAUAAAACACACACAUACACACACUCAACCACAUACACACAUAAACAAAUUGACACUCAUAAACACACUGAAACAAACAAAUUAACGCAAAUCAUCAACCUUGAAAUCAUCAAAUCAUCAAUUGUAACAAUGUUGACGAAGAAACAAAAUCUCAAACUUUCGGAAGCACAACAACAAACUCAAUGAGAAAUCAAAUACUACAAUUUGAAAGCAAAUUUUUAACUAAAUUAACUAAUUCUAAGCUGGAGAAUACAUCUGAACGCAAUCUUGUAACAAUUUAAGUCUUUUUUCUAAUACUUAACGCUGUGUAUUUGCUCUCUCUCUCUCUCUCUCCUUCUCUCUCAUAAUAUAUCUUUCAUCUCACUUUUUUUCAUUCUUAAUAACUUUUAAGUUGUUAAUCAAUUAUCUCUCUCUCUCUCUCUGUAUUCCUUGAACAAUAAUAAUCAGCCCAUGAUUUUGGCAAAGGAAUUACAAGUAGUAUAAUAAUUACAACAAUCUAAAUUGUAAUAUAAUGAACGGCAACAAAUAAACAAAAAUAAUUAUUCAAGUUUCUCUUAUACAAAACAA